Messenger RNA from Ochlerotatus camptorhynchus, 6114 nucleotides. RefSeq names its product myotubularin-related protein 4. Gene Ontology annotation, molecular function: protein phosphatase binding; metal ion binding; phosphatidylinositol-3-phosphate phosphatase activity. Bases 1004 to 5605 code for a protein of 1533 amino acids. The record is from RefSeq and is a predicted model, not a curated record. Gene Ontology annotation, cellular component: cytoplasm; membrane. Gene Ontology annotation, biological process: regulation of autophagy; phosphatidylinositol dephosphorylation. The transcript is spliced from 15 exons. NCBI's taxonomy places the organism in Eukaryota, Metazoa, Arthropoda, Insecta, Diptera, Culicidae.
AGUUCAUCGUCAACUACAGCUAGAGUGUAAAGUACUUUGUCCGCAUCAUUAUUUUUCGCUGGUUCAGAUCGGGUUCGUCGCGUUUCGAUUGCGAGUGAUGAAAAUUGUAAAUUUUGCCUGAAAAACUGCGUUUCCCGUGGACGAUCCGUGCGGAAAAUUGUUCGUCGUGUUCUGCAGUGUGAUUUGGUGGUGUUUUCCGUUCGGAAUCAAUGUGCUAAUGCAGUGUGUUCUACGUGUUUUAUGUGUCUAGCAGCUAGGAGCUGUUGAGGCUCAUACAGUGGCGAGGAAGGAAACCGAAAUGGUUACACAAUACCAUCAGCAUCCUCUCCGUGGUGGGAUUUGAAUCUUUGUGCUUUUGUGGUGUGAUGUUCUUGCCGUUUUAUAAAAUUCAACAACCCAUCAUGAAGAGAAUCAAGCGACUGGAUUAAAGAAAUCAACCAUCAACUAAUCGCGAUAGGAUCCUUUCGGAGAAGGGAAACACAACCUUCCCAAAUAUUCUGUACAAGUAUAGUGAGUCAUUCCGAGUAUCGAUUUUGACAAGCGAGAAGAAAGAGUCGAGUGUUGGUGUGGGCUGUGGGCCACCCCGAAAAUCCGUCGUGAAAAGUUUCGAAGAAUUGGUUGAAGAAGAAGAAGAAAGCGCUCGAGUUUUUGGUGUCUGACGUCGAGUUCGCGUCGCCGUCUGGCGCAACCCAAGGAAAAAGAAGGGAAAAAUUGUGUCAUUUAAAGUGAAGAAGAUAACACGUGAUUUGUGAAAGUAGGUGGGAUAUCGGACCGGAGACCGGAGUAGACAAAGGAUCACACCAUCGACCUUUUCCUCGGGUGCCCGAGGGAUGGCCAUGUUCCAUCCGUCACCGUGAGUCGUAGUUUUUCCUGCGAAUAAGUGUGUUAGUGUGUGCGCCGUUGAAUCGAAUCGACCGGAAGUUGCUGUUCGGUGUAAAUCUUUAUCAGCUGGACCUGGAAGGAAUCGGACAUUUGCGUGCGGAAAACGGACCUGCUAGAGAACAUGGAAGGCUCAGGCGAUGGAUCACCUCAAUCAUCGAUGUGUAUGGUGAAGGCGGCUGAGCUUUUCCCAAAACCAGUGCUCGAAAAGGAAGAGGACAAGCUCACCGUCCGCUUCAACGAAUUGCCCGGCGAGUCCGUCAAAUAUCUCGGUCAGACGGAUGACGGUAUCCUAGCGCUGUCCAACUACCGUCUGUUCUUGCUGAAGAAUUCCAUCGGUGCGGAAACGUCCGUACCCCUGGGCUUGAUCGAGUCCACGCAAAUCCGGGACCUGUUCCACCUGAUCGCCAACUGCAAAGAUGCUAGUACAGUAAAAUGCUCAUUUUCCACAUCGGAACAGUGCUCAGAAUGGCAACGGCGGAUAUCGCUGUCCAUCGGUGUUCCAGAGACGCUAGAGUCACUGUUUGCCUUUCCAUUCCACGCGUGGGCAUCGGAACUACCGACCCUCAAUCAGGAUAACGAAUGGUACGGUCGAUUACAGCGGGUCGGUAACUACGACGACGAUUUCCGGAAGGAAGUCGAACGGUUGCAGUUCGAUCUACAGGGGGCCUGGCGGAUAAGCCAUGCCAAUGCAGAAUUCAAACUAUGUCCUUCGUAUCCGAGAUUACUGCUCGUGCCAGCGUGUAUAUCGGACGAUACUCUGCAGAAUGUGGCAAGUUUUCGAAGUUCCAGACGAAUUCCGGCUGUGGUCUGGAGACACGAACGUACCGGAGCGGUGAUCGCUCGUUGCAGUCAACCGGAAGUCGGUUGGCUAGGCUGGAGAAACUCCAAGGAUGAACAGCUCCUGAAAGCUCUCUCAGAUGCGUGUGCUUUCGAUCGUGGCACGCAAGACUCGAGAACUCGUCAUAACUCAACAGCGUCCAGCGAGAGCAGUCCUCCCAGCCCGGAGGGAAGUCACGAGGAAGUGGAGAUGGACGAACCGAAGAAAAUUCUGAUCGUUGACGCACGAUCGUACACUUCGGCGGUCACGAAUCGUGCCCGUGGCGGAGGCUGCGAAUGCGCCGAGUACUAUCCAAGUGCAGAGAUUCAGUUUAUGAGUCUCGGAAAUAUCCACGUCAUUAGGAAAAGUUUCCACGCACUGCGUCAGCUUUGCGCGUCGCAGCCAGAUAUUCCAAAUUGGUUGAGUCUGUUGGAGCGCACUAUGUGGCUACAGCACAUGUCCGGACUGCUAGCGGCGUCAAUGGUCGUAUGUCACGCGAUCGAACGAAGUGGACGUCCAGUAUUGGUGCACUGCUCCGACGGAUGGGAUCGUACGCCGCAAAUUGUAGCCACAGCUCAGCUUUGUCUCGAUCCGUACUAUCGCACGAUCGAAGGUUUCCGGGUAUUGGUCGAACGGGAAUGGCUUAGUUUCGGACAUAAAUUUUCAGAUCGCUGCGGACACGGACCCGGAUCGGACGAAACGAACGAACGAUGUCCAGUGUUCCUUCAGUGGCUGGACUGCGUUCAACAGAUCCACCGCCAAUUCCCGUGUAGUUUCGAAUUCGAUAUGGGUUACCUGAUCAAAUUGGCACAACACUCACAUUCAUGCCUGUUCGGAACGUUCCUCUGCAAUACGGUUAAGGAACGUCUGGAAAAUAGCGUUCCGGAUCGUACAUUUUCGGUGUGGCCUUUCCUCUCGGGACCGAUGUACAAGAAUCACCUGUAUGUGCCGAAUCGGGAACGUGUUCUGUGGCCUGCACAUAGUGUAAGAGAUUUGAGACUAUGGACUGAAGUUUACCUGGGUAGUUGGGGUGGCAACCAAGGCUCGGCAGACUAUCCGGCCAACGGAGAUGGAGUGGCCGGGCAAGAGCUUAACGGUUCGAUGACGAAAACUCGCUCAUACGGAGAUUUAAUGACUGGAGUUAACGCCGGUGGUUUGACCAGAAGGUCAAGCGAUCCUAACAUGACUGUCGAUUCUAGUAUUCUCGCUGGAACUUUGAACCUCUCCCAGGAGAACUCUAUCGAUUCCAACAUGUCGUCGGAUCGGGAGGUCUCGCCCGAUCUGGUCGAUCACCAUACCAGCUCGCUGGCCAUGAUUCAGCACACCACUCAAAAGCUACAAAGUCUUACUCAGGAGCUAAACCAGUCCGACGAGGAGCUGGAGAACAACAUCAAAAACACAAAGCGGGGAGCGCUGACUACCGAGAACACUACUACGUCUAGUCUUUUUAUUAAUGGAAAUAGUGAUAGUUAUAACUUCAAACCAAUUGUUCCUGAACAGCCGACCGUGGCCGUUGCUCCUCAGUCGAGUACUCCGCCGCCAUUGGUUCAGCAGAGGCAUCAUCUGAUGGACGAGAUCGACGAGAAUACGUCACGAAUCGUCAAGAUCGAGAGCUACCUGGGGGCAGACGUGGUCGACGGUCAGCGUGGUAUGCUACGGAUCGCCAAGCCCAUUCCUGCUAUCGAUCUUGCCUCGGCCGACAUGAUGGAGAGUGUAGACUUGAGCGGAAAAUCUCCCUCACCACCCCCGCCAGCGAUAACCUUAUCGCCGCAACAUGCGGUCGGAACAAACCUAUGGCAUGGUUCGGUCGAAACCAGUACCGACACGUUGGUUCCUCUGGAUCAGUAUUCGUCCCCGAAGCGCAUUAUCCAGCUCAGCGAAAGCAGCGGCGAGGAUGAAGGGCUUGCAUGCUCCACCAUCACCAAGAAUAAUGAAGAGGAGGACGAUGCGGACGACGAUAACGACGACGACGACGAUGACGUCGAGGACGGUGGACACAAUCUGAAGAAUAGUAUUAGUUUAGACCUAGCAAGUAACGGUAGACAUGACCAUCACGAAGACUUGACCGUUGACAACGGAAACGACUUUGCGACUAGUACUACUACCACUACUACUACUACUACUACUACUAAUACUAAUACUACUCAGACUGGUGAUAGCAACGGAUGUGAUCUAUUUAGUGAUAGUAUGGAUAAUGAUAGGAACAAUUACAACCAAGGAAAUGAAAUUAAUCAAAAUCCGACUCCAAAAGAGCAACCCGACGACAGUGGUCGCUUGAGGAACGAUAUAACGGAUGCACACCAGGCUUCCUUACAGUCGGUAGCCCUGGUGAAUGGAACUGCCGCCAGUUAUAGUAAGCUAAAAUGCUCGAAUCCAAUGGACGAGAGUAUCGUCAUUCAGCCGCAGUUCCAGCAGCUUGAAAUCAAUGGCAAGUCGUCGGGUGAAAACGGUACCCAGCAUCAGUCACAAAACCACCAACCACAGUCACAACUACAACAACAGCAAACAACAUCUUCUCACUAUCAACCGCAAAAUCAGCGACGAAGACGUAACUCAUCCAACUCGAAAAACGAUAUGAGCCCCAACAAGCCUACCAAUGGAAGUUUCAGUAUAUCCCCAAGUGCCACAAACUCUCGCUUCUCGACGCCGGGUGCCCGCUCACUGCCACUGACCCCACCGAGCGUGCCAUUCUCGAUCCAAAGUCCGCCGGCGGCUGCCCUGUCCUGUCCGGACGGUUUGGCUCAUGCCCUGUCCGAACAGAACCUACGGCUGCAGCAGAUCGUCUAUGAGAAUAGGCUACGGGAAGAAGCGUUGCAACGUGAGCUGUACGCAACUCGGUUAGCCCUGCUGGAGAAAACCUGCCACCAUUGCAGCAACCAGCAGUACGGUAACGAUGACCCGGUGUACGUUAGCCAGGGGUCUUGUGACGAAGAUCGGUUAGAACCGAAAUUGGUCACUUUUUCCAUCGAUGAUGUAGUGGUGAAGGUGCCUCCUAGAGCUUCGGGAGGUUUUUACGAAUCGGCGAACCUAACGAUAACGAUGCUGAUGAUGACCGCGACAAGGGCGAAUGACACAGGGCUCAUUUUCUGUGACAUAGGAAAACAAGAACAUGAAGAAGAAAUCCGUCGGUUCUGGAAAAGGUACCGGGGUCGGCCGAGUCGUACCCAAAGGAUCUGUACCACUAUCCACAAGCUGCUCGAAAGAGUCCGAGUGAAGCGUGGCGGUGGCGAAUAUGUCGAUUCCGAGUCGUUGGCUUCCCUGGUGGACUCAAUGAACGAGAACGCCUCCAACUGUUCGUGGGAAGCGGUAGACGAACGUAGUGCCCCGUCGUCCGGAGCAAACUCGUCGCAGCAAAUCACCAGCAGUGUCCUGUGGGUACCGGAUCAUGCCGUAUCGAGGUGUACCACGUGCCAGACCGAGUUUUGGCUCGGCCGACGGAAGCACCACUGUCGUUCGUGUGGGCACAUUUUCUGCGCAAACUGUGCCCAGUACUGGGCUCCACUUUCCGACGGAAAGCUGUACCAAACAGUACGAUUAUGCGGGCCCUGUUAUCAGAACGUUUGCGGCAAGAUGGUUAGUAGCCAUCAACCGUCAACGAGCGGUAGCAUAAUUGUAAAUAGUAUCAGCAGUAGCAGUAACAACAGCCAACACAUCAGCAAUAGCAUGAAUGGAAGUAUCCUAGCAGCUACCAAACAGCACAACGCUUCAUCUUCAUCGCCCGUGAAUCAGAUGGCAAGCAGCAGUAAUGGCGUUGCGGUUGCAUUGAUGACGUCCAUCAAUACUGCCACAAUAGGCAACAGUAAUUGCAAACACGUCGUUACGUCAGUAGCUAGUACAUCGUGCAGUGCUAGUGCCAAUAGCGGUACCGACCGAGAAGCUUGUAAAGCUACUACCGCUACGAACUAAUUGCAUGUCCUGGUCUAUUCUGUUAUCCUUUGUUGCAUGUAAGUCCCCUUGUUUUUAUUCCCUACUUUCUGCUUUAUUUAUGUUCUGUCCUGUAGCUUAUUGUUUCUAAAUGUUUCUUUUAUUGGUGAAUCAUUAUUCUUUUUAUUUAAAUCAUGAUUUUACCCCUCACUAUUUGAGGAUCAUGCAGCACAUGUUGAUAAUAAUUGUCCUUCAAAUUGUGAAAAUGGAAAAGCAUAUUCAAAAGUUGAAUGUUCUAUGAGAGCUUUUUGAACAGAUUGAACAGAAAUAUAUAUAUAUGCAACAUAUAAUGUUACAAAUGGUGAAAUAUUGAUAUAAACAUAACUUAACAAAAUCGAUUAAAAACAAGUCGUAUAACAACAUACACAAACAUAGAAAGCAACCUAUUAGGAGAAAGUCUGUGAACAUCACGAUCCGUAUACAUACAAAAAAUAUUCAUAGACAUAUUAAAUCAAUGAGUGAUUGCUAAACUGUAAAAAGGCACGAGCUAA